Schistosoma mattheei is the source of this 1094-nucleotide messenger RNA. The record is from the annotation of a GenBank genome assembly. NCBI's taxonomy places the organism in Eukaryota, Metazoa, Platyhelminthes, Trematoda, Strigeidida, Schistosomatidae.
AUGUUUACAUCGUCAAUGCAUGCUUCUAAUUCUUCUCUAUCCGGUUCUUCAGUGAUUGUCUCGGGAUCAACGGCUACAAGACAAAUGUUUCACAAUCCAUCCUCUGCGUGUCGACCAUCUGGGUUCUCUAAAUGGCGUCGUUUGUGGGCUACUUUGGUAAUGGUAGGUGAUGGUCUCACUGCCUACAUGAUUUAUUUUGAACCAAAAGUAAAGAAUGCAGUCUACCGCAAUCAGUUUCAGGCUCACCAAUGCCAAAUCCAUUGUCUGUUUAGUCCUCCUGCAAUUAGUGCUUUCAAUUGUCAGAGUAAAGGGAAUAAUUUUAAAAAACUACGGAAUCCAACUGAUGACUUGGCAGAAGUAGACGUAGCUGAGGUUUCGGAGCUUCUAACAGAAUCAGACUGCAAAUCCGAGAUCUGUACUAAUAUUCAUUUUAAAACUACUUAUGACCUUCCAAAUCCCAACUUAUUAUUCAUGGCUGCAAAAGCAGAGCCUGGUAAACAUCGAAAUGGUACUUUAGACCCAGACUCCUUUUUGCUGACUGACUUCAUUCUAGGCAAAACCUAUCGCUUUCGACCAAUGGUUUUUCCCACAGAAAACCCUACAACCAAUUCUUUACCAAAACCUGACACUAUUCGUUCCAGUGGAGCAUUAAAUUGGUUUCUUCGUAGUGGCCUACAAAGUUCCCAUGCCUGCUCUAGAGUAUCUCAGUCAUCUGGACAAUCAUUUUCGCCAGAAGUUUAUGGCCCUGGUCGUACACGUGGUCUAUCGGCUCCGGGAUCGUUUAUUCAUCCCUAUGUUGGUUCUCGUUCCUCUGUUAAGAAAGGCAAGAGAGCUGCUAUAACUGAACUUAGAGACUCAUCUACACUCGAAUGUUUAUCGACCAACGAGAAUGUUGAUCUAUGGCUAAAAUGUAUUCAGUCUGUUAUGGGACAAAUUUAUAAAGCGUAUCUACGCCAAAUUGUAUCGUCGCACUGUACGACUCAAUCAAAAGCCACAAAUAGAACAAAUGACAUUUAGUAAUUCAUGGAUGUACUUGUCAAAAGUUUUGGUCGUAACAGUCAUUUGUUUGCAUUUCAUUGUGCUUAUUUAGUCAC